Messenger RNA from Columba livia (rock pigeon), 2806 nucleotides. It is a transcript of the gene MMACHC, whose product is annotated as metabolism of cobalamin associated C. The transcript has 4 exons. Gene Ontology annotation, biological process: cobalamin metabolic process. Bases 88 to 819 code for a protein of 243 amino acids. The record is from RefSeq and is a predicted model, not a curated record. Gene Ontology annotation, cellular component: cytoplasm. NCBI's taxonomy places the organism in Eukaryota, Metazoa, Chordata, Aves, Columbiformes, Columbidae. Gene Ontology annotation, molecular function: FAD binding; cyanocobalamin reductase (cyanide-eliminating) (NADP+) activity; demethylase activity.
CGCGGUGACGUCCGGGCGGCGUUUCCCGCCGUGCCCCGGGCGGGCUGUCAAAACUACCGUUCCCGCGGUGCCCCGCGCGGCGGGUGCAUGGAGCGGCGCGUGGCGGAGCGGGUGCGCGGGGCCCUGGGUCCCCUCGGCUUCGAGGCGCACGCCUUCAAGGUGGGAUGGUACAAUGCUGUUCUCCAGCCAGCCUUUCACCUCCCCUACCCAGAUGACACACUGGCCUUUGUGGUCCUCAGCACGCCUUCAAUGUUUGACAAAGCCCUUAAACCUUUUGUGAACAAAGAAUGGUUGGAAAUAAUCAGGGAUCCUGUGGAUCAGUGUGUUUCUCAUCAUUUAUCACGCAUGAAGGAGAAAUUCCCUGACCAGAGCAUAGACAUAAUCUAUGAUUACGAGAUCUUGCCAAGCCGAAAGCCCAAGUUCUUGGCGCAGACAGCUGCCCAUGUUGCUGGAGCUGCGUAUUACUACCAAAGGAAAGAUGUGAAGCUUGAUCCUUGGGGGAAAAAGAAGAUCUACGGUGUAUGUAUCCAUCCCAAGUAUGGCGGCUGGUUUGCUAUCCGGGGUCUGCUCCUGUUCCCAGAUAUUCAGGUACCAUUCCUGGAACAGUCUGCCCCCGUUGACUGUGUGAACACAGAGGAAAAAAGAAUUGAGUUGCUGGAGCAGUUCAAUUUCCACUGGCGGGACGGCCGCUACAGGGACAUAAUUGAAGUGAAGGAAAAGUAUUCAGAGGAGCAAAAAACCUACUUUGCCACUCCUCCAGCAGAGAGAUUCAGACUGCUGGGGCUGACCCAAGAAGCGCAGAGAAGCACGUUGCACUGACAUGGCUGGGCAGAGGGCAAGAGCAGUGUAACUGAGCAGCGCCUGCUUUUCCAUGGUGCUGAGGAGGACGGCAUGCGGAUACAGACAUGGCAAAUCCCAGCAGCGUGUGCAGCGUCUCAAUCCAAACGUCAGCUGCUCAGAGUAAGAGGGAGCACAACAUCACAGCACCCGUGGUCUGGAGGAGGGCGGGCGCAGUCUGUUCUGAGCUGCUGCUCAUUUGGUGUGUCUUCAGGGAGUCUGGUAAGAUGCCAAUUAGCCUUUGGCUGGGGAAAGUUCAGACAUGGACAACUGGAAAACCUGUGCUGCUCAUUAGAGACGUCAUUUUUGUUCUCAAGAAUUUUCUUUCCAAGUGGUUUGGUUUUAUUCUGGGUAAGAGUAAAAUAAGUUGAUUUUCAGUUGUUGUACUUCAAGGCAGAUAAUUUUUUAGAUGUAUCCAGAAUUUUAUUACCCUGUGUCAUAACUCUCCCCAGGGAGUUCAGUCUUUUCAGUCUUGCCUUCCUCAGAAAGAAAAUUUGCCCUGUAUUCCUUCACUUGCAGUGAAGGUGGCUUAAUUUAAUUAAAAAAAUCUUUUAAUGUCUUCUUAACACCCCAAAGAAAAUUCUCCAGAGAUUGUUUCCUUGACUAGUGUGGUCCUGUACAUGGAGUAGGAGUGAGGAAAACAGAGCCAACAGCAGCUGUCUCCUUCAGGGUCAUUUCGAAGGGGAAAGGGACAGUAGGGAGGUCACAGCUCGAGUCUGUGGUGUUCUCACCCAGGGUCAGCUUCUCAGAACAAGGUGACAGCUUUAGGUCACUUUUAACCAUUGUACAGAGCAGCCGACUAAAAUCUUCAGAAAGAUCCUGAAUACUGUCUACAUGAGUGGAGUUUUUACUCAAGAUAACUUAAGUAAAAAGACAAUUCUUUUAAGCUUUUUCUAAGGUUUGUAUUUAAAAUAUUUUUCAGUGCUGUGCCAGCACGUGCCACUCACCACACAGUUUUACUACCACGCUUUCCUGUUGGACUGUCUGCAUGGGAAAGAUUGUAAACCUGCACACACAUUAAAAACAUUGCAAACACAUUAAAACAAUUGUAUGAAGCAUUGUCACAUGCAAACAAGCAAAGGAAAAGAUUCAUGACGUUCAUGUUACUUAUAUUGCUGGAUAAAACACCUUCAGACAGAAACAUGACUUUUUUUUUUCCAUUACUUUAUGUUGGAUUUGUUCAGAGGUUACAGUGGCACUGGGAAUCAGGAGUUAAUUUAUCUCAGAGCACGUUGAGGCUCAAGCCUCAUUAAAAUAAUAUAUGAUAAUAAACAUAAUGUUUUGUGGGAGGUUUAUUACUUGACUGCAGUGCAAUGCUGCAAAUCGCUAAGCACUUUUUCCAUGAUAACGUCAUGAUGCAAAAAUACUUUAUGUUGUGAUUUUUCAUACCUUUUUGGAGAUUCAAACACUAAGGUCACUGCUUGAUACAGUUUUCCCCAGGCUAUAUACUAAGCAAGCAUCAUAAAAAUUCAUGAUUGUUUUCCUGUGAACAGAGUGGUGAGCACGUGAUCGCUGGGUUUGGUCAAUGUGCUCGCUCUUACAAAAAGUCUCUGUUGCUUUCCGUGCUUUGUUCACCACAUCUGACUCACCGUGAUACUGGUAUCUUGAUUUCUAAUGUAAGCAAAAUAAUGAAAUUUGUUCAAAUUCUGGCUGAAAUGUUCGAUUCUAUGUUCAUUUACCUUCCAGAACUUUCCAACUGAUCUGUAAUUUAACAGGGACUUGAGUUAAUAGUAACAUACACAAAAUACUGAUUCUUAGAAGGAUACAUACAGAAUGGAAUUAGGUUUAUCUUUCUACGUUAAAGUUUAAAGUAAAAUAUUUUGCUAUUUUGGAGUUGAUUUCUUACAAAUAUUUAAUAUUUUGUCUUAGUUAAUUUAUUAAAACGAUUACCAUAGCCAUUUCAUUUUUUGUAAUUUAUUUCUCUUCCCAUGGUGUUUUGGUUAAUAAAAUAUACUAGGUUUGUGAGUAA